AUGGCAUCAUGGUCGUACAUUACUCAAAUGUAUACACUUUAUGCGUUUAUUCCAUUCUGCUCUAUAGGUUUUUUUGGUAGUCUAAUGAAUACAAUUAUACUUUCAACUUCGCGUAUGUAUCGUACUCAGCCAUGCACAUUCUUUCUACUUAUAGCAGCAAUUGCACAAUCAGUGCAAUACUUGACUGCAGGAAUAUCUCGUAUUUCUGCUAUUGGUUUUCAUACAGAUUUAACUCUUCUCUCACCUGUAUGGUGCAAAAUGAGGCAAUAUCUUAUUGAUACUUGUUAUGGUGUGGCAUUUACAUGCGAAUGUUUAGCAACGAUUGAUCGUUUUUUGUUAACUUCACGAGCUGCUAAUCUACGACAAUUGAGCAAGAUCAAAUGGGCUUAUUGUGUUAGUGCUGGUGUAGUUGCUUUCUGGACACUUACAUGUGCACCAGAUCUCAUUUUCGUUUAUAUAAGUUCGAACGUUUGUGGCAAUUACAAUAAUAUUUGGGGAACUUACUAUUCUUAUGUUAAUUAUUGGCUUUUCUAUACAAUAGCUCCGUUGGUUAUUGUUAUUGUAUUCGGUACACUUGCAUAUCGAAAUAUGCGCACUGUAGCAAAUACACGUCGACUACAAGGAGCUGAUCGUCAACUUACUUAUAUGAUUUUUGGACAAAUAAUAUUAAUUAUUAUUUCUGUUUUACCCGGUGCUAUUUUUCAUGCAUAUUCAUCAGCAUCAAUUUCUGUGAGCAAAACGGCGGAACAAGCAAAUAUUGAAUAUUUCAUUUUUAAUGUUCUCAAUUCUUUGGGUAAUAUUACAUACGGAGUAAGUAAGACAUUCCUUAUUUUAUCAUUUUGUUAA
Messenger RNA from Adineta steineri, 846 nucleotides. NCBI's taxonomy places the organism in Eukaryota, Metazoa, Rotifera, Eurotatoria, Adinetida, Adinetidae. The record is from the annotation of a GenBank genome assembly.